AUGGCUUCGCCCAGGUGGAAAGAGCUUUACAAGUACGCAGCGUGCGAUCUCGCUGAUGGCCUGCUCAAGCUCGACGUCCCAGGCGCUGGCUUUCUUGCUAAUAUACAGCCGAUGCCUCACACCGCAAAUGUAUCCAAGCCAGAGCUGAAGAAAGUCCUCGCGCCUGCAUCGACGUUUCUCAUGGCUCCCAAAGCCACCAAAUCGUUUCCUAGCACUGCUACGUUGCCUACGAAUGCGCCAGCUUCGAACCUGCCAGAUUCAAGACCAUACGCUGACUAUGCGGAGGUCGGCACCAUUGUUGUUAUCAGUCAACCACCGGGCCAGUCCUGCGCAGUGGUAGGAGGCAUUAUGGCAGCGCGCAUGAAGCACCUUGGCGCGCAUGGCAUAGUAGUCGAUGGCAGAGUGCGAGAUCUGGUUGCGCUGAAUGAGACGCAGCUGCCAAUCUGGUCGAACGGAACGUCGAUCAUCGGCGCGGGAGCAGAGACAAAGUUCCAUGCACACAACGUGCCUGUUCAUAUUGGCCAGACGACUGUCGAGGCCGGCGACAUCGUCAUGAUCGAUCCGUUCGAGAACGGUGUGGUCGCCGUGCCGCAGGGUAAGGUUGACGAGCUGCUUGAGCUGCUACCAAAACUCGUGGGCGCGGAUGACAAGGUGAUUGCAGACGUAGAGGCGGGCGUAAGCGUUCAGGAAGCAUUCAACAGACAUCGUAGCUAG
Ascochyta rabiei is the source of this 714-nucleotide messenger RNA. RefSeq lists its product as uncharacterized. The coding region runs from base 1 to 714 and encodes 237 amino acids. The transcript is spliced from 3 exons. The record is from RefSeq and is a predicted model, not a curated record. NCBI's taxonomy places the organism in Eukaryota, Fungi, Ascomycota, Dothideomycetes, Pleosporales, Didymellaceae.